AUGACUCCUUCCGACCUCAGCACCCUCACAAUGUCGUCCUCGUCAACGUCGCGACCGGAGCGGGUUUCACAGCCGAACUCGCGGCCCGCUUCGACGACCGCCUCACGACGCACCUCCAUGCUCCCGCCCGGCAUGCCCACGUCGUCGUACAGCACCCAUCGCAGUUCCUUCAUCGCCGGGGAUGAUUACACCACGGUGCCGUUGAGGCAUCCUCGCCCUCUCACCGCCGCCGAAUUAUACCUGGAAUGCGAAAAGGAGCAAGAAGCGGUGGUCAACCGCCUCACCCGUGAACUCACGGCCCUCCGUGCGCAGACGGCCUCGGUGGCAAGCAAUGCCUCCCACUCCUCCACCUCCUCCCAAUCCAUCCUACCCGUCGACAUCUCCGACCCGAACCCGACCCAUCAGAUGACCGGCGCCACCCACCCGACCCCCUCGCGCCGCGCGCGAUCUUCCUCCUCGGUGUCCGGCCGGAGUGCCCAUGUGCCCGCCAGCGGCGCCCCCGCCCUCGCCAACAUCUCCACCGGCCUGGCCAACACGGCCGGCCAACACCACCACUCCGCCGCCAACUCCCCGGGCCUCGCCCUCUCCGGCGUCUCCCAAGCCUCCAUGGACCGCGCCAUGGCCGCCAACGGCGCCGGCGACCCGACCACAACGACGACGACGACCCUCAGCCGGCAACCCUCGAUGAGCGCCUCCGGCCGAUCGACCCCGGCCCGCGGCUCCCUCGACAACAUGCGCAACACCAACAACAACAACAACAACAGCGGCUUCCUCUCCAACCGCCCCUCCUUCUCCUCCUCAGCCACCCGCGACCAAGCCCUGUCAUCCACGACCCACAUCCCGCUCCUCCACCAGCAACACGACCCGUCGAGCCACGCCUAUCGCACGGAGAUGGAGAUCGUCAAGGCCGAGAACGACGCGCUGCGCCAACGCGUGCGGGCCCUGGAGCGCGCCCUCCGCGACCGCCGGCGGCGCGACAGCAGCCUCUCGUCCGUCGACGCGGCGGCGGCGGCGGCACGGGGCGAUCCCCCCUCUGGCAUGGGCAUCGGCAUCGGCGGCGUGGCGGGGCCCCGGGAACGCAGCGAGAGCCAGAGCACGAGCGCGAGCAGCCACAUCGCGGUCUCCUCCUCGUCGGCGCCGCACAGGCGGGAGAGUUCGCGGCGGCCCGCUGCCGCCGCUGCUGCUGUUACUGGUAUGACGACGACUGCGGCUGCGACUCCGACCGCGAAUGCGACAGCGAAUGCGACUUCGGUGGUCGGGCUCCCGGAUGAGGACUUGAAGGUCGGGGAGAGCGCGGCGAGUAGCAGCCUUCUCGGAGCGACUGCGGCGGCGGCGGGGGGAGGAGGGAGGUGA
Dissoconium aciculare CBS 342.82 is the source of this 1353-nucleotide messenger RNA. RefSeq lists its product as uncharacterized. Lineage: Eukaryota; Fungi; Ascomycota; Dothideomycetes; Mycosphaerellales; Dissoconiaceae. The record is from RefSeq and is a predicted model, not a curated record. The transcript has 2 exons. The coding region runs from base 1 to 1353 and encodes 450 amino acids.